AUGGAAGCCAACGACGGAAUGGCUGGUGAUGAUCAUCAUCCUGCUUUGUCCUGCAGUCAACAAGCCAAUCUAACAUCUGGUGAAUCCCAUCAUUCACAAUCACUGCAAACAUUGGAAGAGUCUCUUGAACAGAGAACUGAAGCAUCAAUUAAGGAUUUUGAGUCGGCAUUCGAAAGUGUUAUCAACUCAAAAGUUGAUCUUUUGCAUCGGUUUGAUGUUGAAAGAAAAAAUUUGAAAGAUACUUAUGCGAAAAGUAUUCGUGAAAUUCGCAAUAAGCAUUAUUUGUGUGAAGAGAGGUUCAAAGUUCUUAUUGAUGAAGCAAAAGAAAAAUACAUAGAACUCGAAAAAAGAAAGACAGCCGAUUUAAAGACUUAUCGAGAACAAAUAAGUUUAAAAGAUGAAGAAAUUGCAGAAACUAAAAAGCAAGCGGACUUGGUCAGGCAAGAACUUGAAAAUACUAUUGAAGAGAAAGAAAAGGAGAUUUCCACUUUGAAAAGUGAAAACAAAAAGCUAAGCUCGAAGGAGACUUUGCUUAACAAUGAAAUCAAAAAGAAAAAACGCGAGUUUGACGAAGAGCGCAGCAAAUACCUUGCCAGCCAAGCUGAGGAUAGCCGUAAAAUCGAAGAGCUGAAAAAGGAACUUAUCACUUCAAACUUGGAAGUUCAAAAAUUAAACAAAUUGAAUAUUGAUCUGAACUCAAAGUAUACCGAAUCUCAGGAAAGUUACUUCAAGUCGCAAGAAGAAUUGAGCAAGAUAAGAGAUCAAUUAAAACAGGAAGAGAAAGCAAAGCAUGAAAAGAUCAAAAUGAUUCAGUCGCUCACUGUAUCACUAGAUGAAAGCAAGAACAAAAUUGAAGAGUUACGGACAAAUGUCUCUGAACUUGAAGCAGAAACGGAAAGCUGUAAUAACCACAUUAAGGCACUGGAGACAACGCUUACCAGUGAAAAGAAUGCAUUUGAAGUGACAUUGACUGAGCUAAAUGAGGAAAAGGAACGGGUUGAGGUUGAACAUCAAGAAAAGGUUACCCAACUAAAUGAAACCAUCAAAGCAAUUCAAACUGAAUGUGAGUCUCUGAAAACAAACUUUGAACAAAAGGCAAGUGAGCUCACUUUGUCAGAGCAAGAACACCAGCUACGGGUGUCGAUUCUCACGCAGGAGAAGGAAACAAUGCAGACGAGGUUGAUCCGUCUUGAGGAACAGAUCAAGGAGCUUGAUGACAGUUUAAAUGAGUCGAACAUCAAAUACUCUUCAUCACAGGACGAUCUGAGAAAGGCGCAAGAGGAGCGAAGAAGAGUGGAAGAGGAGUUGAUCAAGGAGAAAGAUAAUUUGACGAGAACGAAUGUAGAACUCAGUCAAUUUAAAGGAAAGUGCUCCGUUUUGGAGGAUCAACUAGACGGUCUAACGAAAAAGUUUGAGGCAGAGAAAGCGGCCCGCCUUGAGAAGGCCUCUCAAAUUAGCAACUUGAAGAGCGAACUAUCCUCUAGUCAUGCGGAAGUUAGCGAACUACAAAAUGAAAUCGAUCAACUAAAGCGAUUCAAAAGGGAGACUGAAGAUCAGAGACGAGCUUUGAGGGAUCAACAUAAUGAGCUCAAAACGACCCUAGCUGACUGUUUAAACGAGCGGAAUCAGUAUAAAAUUAAGCAUGAGCAGGAGAUGUUGACAUGCGUCGAUUUAAAGCAUCAGCUCAGUUUGGUGGAGAAGAAAGUUGAAGAUAAAGAAAGCGAAAAUAAAAAGCUGGCAGCAUCGGAAAGUGCACUAAGGGAUUCACUUGAUUUGGCUAGUAAAACUCUCAAGAAGAUGAAAGAUCUAAAUGCACGGUUGAAUGAGCAAAUCUCCCGUCACCAGAAGCGAAUUGCCACACUGGAGAGCGAAAAUGAAACCCUCACUUCCGAUCAAAAGUACAGCACCCUCUCUCAGCAGCAGCAGUACGACUCUGAACAGCGAAAGGACGCCGAGUUGCGGCGGACGAAGCGGGAGAAUGAGGAGCUUCGCGAGCAGAUUGCCAGCCUGGAGCGAGAGAAGCGGCGAGUGGAGCGAAGUUACGUCAACCUGGAGAAGGACCUGUACACCUCCUCGAGAAGUGCUGGUGGUGGUGGCGGUGGUGGUGGUGCUGUGCAAAUGGGACCACUGGCCAGUCACCACCAGUACAAGCAGACGCAGACGCAUCUGCGACGGACGCCCUCACCGGCGACCACCGUCUCCGUGGCCACGAACACCACUGCCGCCGACCAGUCGUCGCUGUUCUCCGCCUCGCGACUGCUCUCCGACCCGACUGCUCUGCUCAGCAGCUCCACCACCAUUGGCGCCAGCACCAAGAUGAACUUCUCCAAGGUGACCCGCGGCCUGGAGCAGCUCGAACAGCAUCACAUGGAAAUUCAGCAGAAGGUCCUUGGCCUGGAGAAUCUAAUUGAGACGGCCAGCUCAGAGGGGGACCUCAAUGCGACCAGACAGUCGGGGGAGGACUUUACUACCGACUACCGAAUGACGAGGGUAGAGACGGGGUCCUUCAAGUCGGACAGUUCCGGCGGUCACCAUCAUCAUCAUCAUCAGCACCAGCUCGACUACAAUGGCAAUGUCAAUGAGGCGAUAGAGAGGAAGCUAAAGCUGGCGCAGAUGAAGGCGCAGAGUUUAAUUGACGCUAGUUCUAGCUUUGAAAAGGAGAUCAUCACAGAGAUGAAGUCAAGCCGAAGCAGAUCUCAGUCGUCGUUUCGGCAAAACUCGCCUAGGGUUCAGACCGAUGACUCGGAGCGAGAAGUCGUGUAA
Messenger RNA from Rhagoletis zephyria (snowberry fruit fly), 2763 nucleotides. The record is from RefSeq and is a predicted model, not a curated record. NCBI's taxonomy places the organism in Eukaryota, Metazoa, Arthropoda, Insecta, Diptera, Tephritidae.